Messenger RNA from Aureococcus anophagefferens, 2318 nucleotides. RefSeq lists its product as hypothetical. Bases 13 to 2229 code for a protein of 738 amino acids. The record is from RefSeq and is a predicted model, not a curated record. NCBI's taxonomy places the organism in Eukaryota, Pelagophyceae, Pelagomonadales, Pelagomonadaceae. Gene Ontology annotation, molecular function: ATP binding; ATP-dependent chromatin remodeler activity; DNA binding. The transcript is spliced from 3 exons. Gene Ontology annotation, cellular component: nucleus.
ACCGCCGCGACGAUGGCCGAGGUUGACUCCGACAAAAAUGGAGCCCCGUGCGCGCGCCGCAACUCCGUGAGCGAGAACGGCGAGCAGAAGACGGUGGAGGACCUCGAGGAGGAGCGCGUGAACGAGCUGCUGGCCAAGGGCGCCGAGGACGAGGAGGCGGCCCCGACGAGCGCGCCCGUGCUGCUGCAGGCCGCCGCGCGCGCGGAGGGCUCGGACAGCCUCCUGGAGCAGUCGUCGCGCCCCGCGGCGAAGAAGGCCCAGCUCGACACGCUGCUGGCCAAGGCCGAGCAGUAUUCCGCGUUCAUCGUCAACUCGCAGAUGUCCGCCGCGCAGCCCGAGCCCGAGCCCGAGGCCGGGUCGAAGCGCAAGUCGACGUCCGGCGGCGGGUCGUCGAAGAAGAAGAAGAAGGGCGAGGCCGGCGACGCCGCGGCGGAGAUGGCCGAGGCCCAGGCGAAGAUGAAGGGCGACCGGAACUUGGUCCAGCAGCCGACGGGCAUGACGGGCGGCACGCUCAAGCCCUACCAGGUCGAGGGCCUGCGCUGGCUCGCGACGCUCUUCGAGAACGGUUUGAGCGGCAUCCUCGCCGACGAGAUGGGCCUGGGCAAGACCAUCCAGGUCAUCGCCUUAAUCGCGCACAUCCGCGAGAAGAACGUCAAGGGCCCGAUCUGCGUCGCCGCGCCGCUCGCGACGCUGCCCAACUGGAUGAACGAGUUCAAGAAGUGGGUGCCCGGCAUCAGCGCGCUGCUCUACCACGGCUCGAAGCAGCACCGCGCGGACUUGAGGAAGACGGCCAUGGCGACGUCGCUGCAGAACGAGGAGGACUUCCCGGUGAUCGUCACGUCCUACGAGGUCUGCAUCAUCGACCGCGCGCCCCUGUCCCACUUCAAGUUCAAGUACCUCAUCAUCGACGAGGGCCAGCGCGUCAAGAACCGCGACUGCCGCCUCGUCCGCGAGCUCAAGAAGCUCAACACGGAGAACCGGCUGUUAUUGUCGGGCACGCCGAUCCAGAACACGCUCGAGGAGCUCUGGUCGCUGCUCAACUUCGUGAACCCGCAGAUCUUCGACGACCUCAACGUCUUCCAGUCCUGGUUCGGCUUCCGCAACAUCGGCCAGGAGACGCAGGUCGACGACAUCAUCGACGACGAGUCCAAGGACCGCAUCGUCACGAAGCUCCACGAGAUCCUCCGGCCCUUCCUCCUGCGGCGCGUCAAGAGCGACGUGCUCCGGGGCGUGCUCCCGGACAAGAAGGAGAUCGUCGUCUACGCGCCCAUGACGCCCCUCCAGAAGUCCUACGAGGCGCUGAUCCUGGAGCGGAAGCUCAAGGACUCGCUCAUCGCCGCGGGCAUCCCCGCGACGUCGCACGAGGUCUCGGAGCAGAACAUGCUCAUGAACCAGCGCAAGAACGCGAACCACCCCUUCCUCUUCGGCGAGCCCCGCGACGCCAACGGCGAGUUUAUCGGGGUGGCGACGCCGAAGGCGCUCGUCAACGCCGCGGGCAAGUUCCGGCUGCUCGAGCGGAUCCUGCCCAAGCUCAAGGCGCAGGGCCACAAGGUGCUGCUCUUCUCCCAGAUGACGGAGUUAUUGAACAUCAUCGAGGACUACCUGCGCUGGCGCGAGUGGAACUACUUCCGCAUCGACGGCGGCGUCGAGCUCUCGGAGCGCCAGCGGCAGAUCGACGCCUUCAACGGCGAGGGCCAGGAGUCCAACGAGUACUUCGUCUUCAUGCUGUCGACGCGCGCGGGCGGGUUGGGCAUCAACCUGGCGACGGCGGACACGGUCAUCCUCUUCGACAGCGACUGGAACCCGCACCAGGACGCGCAGGCGAUGGACCGCGCGCACCGCAUCGGCCAGAAGCGCGACGUCGUCGUCUACCGCUUCCUCACGAGCGGCAGCGCGGAGAUCGGCAUGAUGGAGAAGCAGAUCUCCAAGAAGAAGCUCGAGCGCAUGGCCGUCCAGGGCGGCGACUACAACAAGGCGGGCCGCCGGAGCCGCGGGGAGCUCACGACGGACGGCCUCCGGUCGCUGCUCAACGACGACGUCAACAUCGCGCAGCGCAUCGGCGCCGCGGGCGACAACGCCACGGCCGACGAGAUCUCCGAGCAGGAGCUCGACCUCGUCAUGGACCGGGCGAAGAUCUUCUCGCCCGCCGGCAUCCCCACGGAGGGCAAGAUGUACGACGUCGUCUCGUCGCAGGCCGGCCCGGGCCUCCUCUCGAACCUCGACACCUAGGCGGCGGCUCGGAACGAGCAUGCCCCGCCGCCCCCCAAGCACCCGCGAGAGACGCGCGCGCCCCCCUGCGUAUAGCGAGCCUAGGAGCC